Messenger RNA from Brienomyrus brachyistius, 2093 nucleotides. RefSeq names its product plexin-C1. The transcript has 10 exons. Bases 733 to 1662 code for a protein of 309 amino acids. Lineage: Eukaryota; Metazoa; Chordata; Actinopteri; Osteoglossiformes; Mormyridae. The record is from RefSeq and is a predicted model, not a curated record.
UGAAUUCGGGGGCCAAACCAGGUCAAUAUCUAUUAAUAUUAAUGUUUAAUCACAUGUAUUACGGUGAAUUAUUCAUGCAGAAAUACUGUUCUCCCAAGGCAUCAUAGAAUUCAGAACAAACCAAGCUUACAAAUUAAACAAACAAAUGAGAGAUAACACAAAAAAAACAAAGUUAGUUAUCAGUAUAAAUUCAGCAUAACCUUAUGUUUAUUAAAUUAGGUUAGCGGAGCACGCCACAUUUGGUAAAUCAUGGAAGCGAUUUAUAAGCACUUAAGUAAAGAAAGGGACAUCUUUUUCGAGAGUAGAUAUUGUGGAUAAAAGGCAGAAAGACAUCGGUGGUGUGGCGGUACUUUCUGCAAUUUAAAAUGCCACACGUCUAUUCAACAUAAAUAUAUGCCGAAUUUAUACAGACUACUAAUAUUUCGGAUGCAAUACUUAAUUGCUUACCAGACUGUGGGCGUAAGUAACAGUCCGUAUAGUACCGAAUAAAUCAACCUCUAGUGAUUACUGCACAUGCACCAAACAAUCACGAGAACAUCGAGAUGUGACGUCCGGCAGCCCUAUAUCGUGUGGGCUGGAAACAAGUGUGCCACCGGCCGAAUGUGGCCCACGGACUUUCAGUUUGACACCUCUAUUACAGACUAUUCCCUUUCUGUUGACCUUUUGUGAUAAUUUCACUUUGUUUUAUAGCUGACAGCAGUCAGUGUGGCUCAGUGUGACAAAUACAGCAGCAUGAAGGACUGCUGGUCUGCACAGGAUCCUUUCUGUGGGUGGUGUGUGCCGAAGAAGAGAUGCAUGUUUAACUCCGAAUGUCCUGGAACAACUGUAGAAGUCUAUAGGACAAUGCCAUCUUUGCAAAUAAAAAGUGUUUCAUCUGACCAGAUCACAGUAAAUGUCACCACUCCCCUGAGACUUCCAAAGGGAUCCUCUGUGUCUUGCUCCUUCAAUGCUGUGGGUUCAGAUAUUUGUGACAAACCAACUUCCCCCUGUUCCUGCACAUUUCCGGUUCACAAUCUCCCUGCAGGAGGCUUUAAUAUUGCAGUAAGAAUCACUGUAGUAGAGGAGGAAAUAACUGAACAUCUGGUUGUAAAGAACUGCCCAAAUAUUACAGCCGCGUCUUCGGUUGCCCAGUGUUAUUCGUGUGUCACAAGUGGUUGUACCUGGUCUAGUUCACAAACCUGUUCCUGGCCUAAUGGUGAAUUACAUCAAGCUCAGGCAGAGGACGUCUGUAAAGACGUCGCCCGUCCUUUGAAUUAUUCAGAGCCAGAAGUUCACUCUGUGAUUCCGAAUGUCGUCUCCUGUCAUGGAAAAAACAAUGUUGAGAUGAUUGGGAAGAACCUUAAUCACGUAACAAAGACACGUCUUCAGGGGUCACUGGAAUGCUACUCAGAGGAAUUGCAGGUAUUGGCCCAGACGGCAGACAGACUGUGGUUUAACCUCCCCAGUUUGAAUAAAGAUGUGAUGACCGUCUGCGCAUUGUUGCCCGAUGGAAGGUGUGUUGGCUCGAAGACGGUCAUCUACGGACCCUCGCCACACCCCUGCCGGCCGGAGAGGGGUGGAGGGCCAGUGGUGUUUGGCUUCGGGGCAUUAGGGUUCCUGGUUGUGACCAUUGUGCUCUGCGUGAAAUGGUGCCGGACUCGCAGGUUUUCCAGCUCUCUCUAAAGGUGCAUGAGGGACGGUCGAACACAUGGAGGGAUACAGGAUUGUUUCAAACGGCAAGCAGAGAAUGUUUCUGCGUGUGACUGGAGCAGCAUUUGGGGCAAACAAAAUAUCUGCGUUUAAUGUGUGUCUGACUCAGAGAGGCUGAUUCCCAUAUAACCUGUUUGCAUAACUCGCUCACUUCACCGGCAUAUAUACAGUAUCAGUGUCUUUUUUACUUGUGUUUUUCUGUCUGUUUCUCUAUCUUUUUAUUUUGUGUUACUUUGUAUCAAAGUGUCAUUGUAACAAUAUAAUCAAUGCUAUUCACUUCACCUAACAGUUGUUCUUCUGUUAUGGCUGAUUGGUGUGUGUAUAUAGCAAAAAUUUAACUUGUAUUUAUAAGUCAUUCAUUAUAAAAUAUUUUUUAUAUUAAUAAAAUUACUUCAUUAAACUGA